AUGGAAAGUUUUUAUUGUAUCUUCUGCGCUAAAGAAGUCACUUCUCGUCAGGAAGCUCUGUUAUGUGAUGGCUGCGACAGGUGGCAACACCGGCGAUGCCAGACAGGCAUCACGAGGGAAGACUACAGGGCUGCAGUGCGAUCAGGAAAGGAGAUCGUUUGGACAUGCAUUUACUGUGCUGAUGAUGAUUCCAUACCCAUCGCUGAGAGUACAAGACUCGAUGACUUUGACAUUCCACCGUCACUUGAUACACCGUCCCAGCGAUCAACAGCGGAAUACGAUAGCCGAGAGAGCUUGGAGGACAACCGUAAGUUUUUUUUUUUUUUUCUUGUACUUGGUGUUUCCAUAAUGAAUUAUUAUGAUUAAUCAGUUAGUCUGUCUUUUCUCUUAAAAUCUUUCUAGUUCUCGCAAUAGUUCACCCUAAUCAUAAUCGCCCUUUUCUGUUUCUUUUUUUAUAAUUAAUGUGAUUUUUGCCGUUUAUUCCACAGAUAACGAUUGCCUCACCGAGUCUUCAAUUGCUGAGCCACUCCCAAGCCGCGACGUCAUUGCCCACCACCGGGCCUCAGUUACUUACCAUCUAGUGGAAGAGGGAACCAAACGCGGGAGAGCCAUGCUAGUCGAUAGCCUUGGAUUUACUUAUAACGUAAAUGCCAAGAGAUCCCACGCUACCUAUUGGCAGUGCACGGUCCGUCCAAAAGGCAACCCCUGUAAGGCCUCGGUAGCAGAAAGAGACGGAACAUUCCAAGCGGGAAGAAUUCCCAUAACCACUCGGGCGGAUGUUGGCGCCGCAACCGCGAGAAAGAUCGUCACUACGGUUAAAGCCAAAGCGCUGGAGAACAAGUUCAAGCCAGCUUCGGCGAUAGUGAAUGAGGUAAUUAAUUCACUCGUUCUUUGCGUCAAAAGCCCUCACUCGCUCGUUCACGUGUUUUGACCCAAAGAACUUGUGAAUAUAACCCCGUACGCCGCAUGACGUAAAUUAUAUGAAUUAAAAAUAAUUCUGUCGAAUACAGUUUAGAUGAUAACCAUGCCUAAAAUAAGAACCUAGUUUAACUGUAACCCCAUUAAUCUGUUCCUAUGUUUUAGGUCCUGUUGGAUCAAUUGACAGAAGCCCCGUGCCCAGCCCUUCCCAAACCCGAGUACAUAGCGAGGGCCGCCAACCGUCUGCGCCAAAGUUUACGACCUGAAGACCCGAAGGACCUGAACUUCGAGCUGAUAGAAGAAUGUAUUCCCCAAGGAUUCUACCAGGCGAAUGUAAUAGUGAAGAACCGACGGCACCUCAUAUUUGCCAGACCAGAACAGCUGCAGACUUUGGCUAUAGCAAAGUCCUGGUACGUCGAUGGCACCUUCAAGCUAGUACGACAUCCCUUCAAACAGCUCGUAACCAUCAACGCCUUUGUUAGAUCCGGCGAGUGCGCGAAACAAGCACAGCCCAUUGUGGAUCUCGUCGAUUACAUGAAACGCCAGUGGAUCGAAAACCCCGUCUUCACGCCAAAGGACUGGAGCGUCUACAAACAACCAGUUCGUACCAACAACGACAUAGAAGGUUGGCAUAACGCCCUAAAUCGCAGAGCUGGUGGGCAAUGCAACCUGCCUUUAUAUUAUCUCAUCGAGCUACUGGACAGGGAGGCGGAGCUCACAGCUCUCACCAUUAGGCUGGUCUCCGAGAGGAAAUUGAAGCGCAUGCAGCGUAAAACUUACAGACAUCUACAAGCCAAGUUGUUUGAAUACUGGGAGCAGUAUGACAACCGACAGAAGACCGCCUCGCAGCUCCUCAAGGUCUGUUCACAUCUAAACGGCCCAGCACGUUAA
Molecule: messenger RNA, 1809 nt
Organism: Porites lobata
Lineage: Eukaryota; Metazoa; Cnidaria; Anthozoa; Scleractinia; Poritidae
Source: the annotation of a GenBank genome assembly